AUGAAGGUAUGGUUUUCUAAUCGCCGAGCAAAGUGGAGACGGGAAGAAAAACUUCGUACGCAACGUCGUUCCGUUGAUCAUGUAUCUAAUAAUGAAAGAAGCAGUAGUAGAAAUCCAACUACAAUGAGCAAUAAUAACCAAGAAAAUUCUAGUCAUACACCAAAUGUAACAAAUAAUGUAACAGAAAAUUCAAAUGGUGCUGGCUCCACAAUUCAAAGUAAUGGAGCGGGAGCAAUUCUAGUUGAAGGCGCUCACACAACAUCUAUAAGUCCACCUCUUCAAGCCGUAGCACCACGAUUGCCACUGAAUACAGGUUUCAAUUCAAUGUAUUCUUCAAUACCUCAACCCAUUGCGACAAUUGCAGAAAACUACAAUUCUAUGACAACGUCAUUGGGUUCAAUGACGUCCACAUGUCUUCAACAACGUGAUAGUUAUCCAUACAUGUUUCAUGAUCCACUUGCGUUAAGUUCUCCUUAUGCGACACAUACACGAACAUCAUGCAAUCCAGCAGCAGCACAUCAGCAACCCCCUCAACAUGUUUACGGAAGUAAUAGUGUCACUGGAACUACAGGAAAUACAGGUGUUAUAUCAGCUGGAGUCUCUGUCCCGGUACAAAUACCAACACAAAGUGCCAGUGACUUAGCAGGCUCAAAUUAUUGGCCACGAAUUCAGUGAUCUACAAUUUUCGAUUUAACACCACAACCAUUCACCAAGGGAGCUGCACAGCAGAUAGAUUCAAUUUCCGAAAUUAUUCCUAACGGAAAAUCCAAAGUAAUAGGAAACACGAACACGUCGCUAGACACGAUAUCAAAACCUUUUAAAUUGAAUAUUUCACCGCUUUUACCUGUAGUUAUAACAAAUCAUAAUCUGCAAGCUCAUCAUCAUAAAAAUUUUUUAUAAUGUCAAUCAUAAAAGAAAGACCCCACCUGCCGAACUAGAACACUUCAUAGCCCACCACAAACUUAUACUCAACGCAACGCAAAUGAUUAAACGCACAAUAAAUCUCGCAAUAAAAAUUGAAUUCUUAUUUAAGCCGCCGCGGAAACAGUAUCAGUUAAAUUACAACAAAUUCACUUUGUAUAAUUUUAAUUUCUUAUAAUAUUAUUAAGUAAA
Molecule: messenger RNA, 1113 nt
Organism: Teleopsis dalmanni
Lineage: Eukaryota; Metazoa; Arthropoda; Insecta; Diptera; Diopsidae
Product: paired box protein Pax-6-like
Exons: 4
Coding region: 1-675 (224 amino acids)
Molecular function (GO): DNA binding
Source: RefSeq, a predicted model, not a curated record